AUGGCCGUGGACGCCAUGUCCGGCCUCAUCAGCCAGCCCAGCAUGGGCGCCGUCGUCGCCUCGAUGCAUGGCGACCAACUACACACCGGUACGUACGUGGACGCCAUGUCCGGCCUCAUCAGCCAGCCCAGCAUGGGCGCCGUCGUCGCCUCGCUGCAUGGCGACCCCUUACACACCGGUACGUACGUGGACGUGGCCGUGGACACCAUGUCCGGUCUCACCAGCCAGUCCAGCAUGGGCGCCGUCGUCGCCUCGCUGCAUGGCGACCCCUACACACCGGUACGUACGUGGACGCCAUGUCCGGCCUCACCAGCCAACCCAGCAUGGGCGCCGUCGUUGCCUCGCUGCAGGGAGACCCCUUACACACCGGUACGUACGUGGACGUGGCCGUGGACGCCAUGUCCGGCCUCAUCAGCCAGCCCGGCAUGGGCGCCGUCGUCGCCUCGCUGCAUGGCGACCCCUACACACCGGUACGUACGUGGACGCCAUGUCCGGCCUCACCAGCCAACCCAGCAUGGGCGCCGUCGUCGCCUCGCUGCAGGGCGACCCCUUACACACCGGUACGUACGUGGACGUGGCCGUGGACACCAUGUCCGGUCUCACCACCCAGUCCAGCAUGGGCGCCGUCGUCGCCUCGCUGCAUGGCGACCCCUUACACACCGGUACGUACGUGGACGUGGUACCAUGUCCGGCCUCAGCAGCCAGCCCAGCAUGGGUGCCGUCGUCGCCUCGCUGCAUGGCGACCCCUUACACACCGGUACGUACGUGGACGUGGCCGUGGACGCCAUGUCCGGCCUCACCGGCCAGCCCAGCAUGGGCGCCGUCGUCGCCUCGCUGCAUGGCGACCCCUACACACCGGUACGUACGUGGACGCCAUGUCCGGCCUCACCAGCCAGCCCAGCAUGGGCGCCGUCGUCGCCUCGCUGCAGGGGGACCCCUUACACACUGGUACGUACGUGGACAUGGCCGUGGACGCCAUGUCCGGCCUCACCAGCCAGCCCAGCAUGGACGCCGUCGUCGCCUCGCUGCAGGGAGACCCCCUACACACUGGUACGUACGUGGACGUGGCCAUGGACGCCAUGUUCGGCUUCACCAGCCGGCCCAGCUUGGCGCCGUCAUCGCCUCGCGGCAGGGCGACGCCCUACACACUGGUACCUUCAGUUCGCCAUUUUUUUAGUUUUAAUUUAA
Molecule: messenger RNA, 1188 nt
Organism: Parnassius apollo (apollo)
Lineage: Eukaryota; Metazoa; Arthropoda; Insecta; Lepidoptera; Papilionidae
Source: the annotation of a GenBank genome assembly